AUGUUCAAAAAAAAAACUGAACACGACCCGUUCGAACAAUUGAUUAACCCUGAACCGGAACCUGUUCAAAAGGGGUUUUUACAACGAGUAGUGUCUCGUAGCGAGAAUACAACCGCUGAAGAGGCUGAUGCUGCUGCCGCUGCCGCCAAUUCCAAAUACAAUUCGCCCUUUAGAAACUCGCAACAACUGGCAGCGGCUCAAAAACGUAAAUCGCAAAAAUUCCCUACGGUUUCGGCGUCAGGACCCGGGAUCACGGGACCAGACCUAGGUUAUAAAGUGAUUGAUGGCGCCAGAAAACGCGCCAAGGACAUUGCAGUACCCAGAUAUUUGCAAGGAAACGACGAGCGCCAACGUCGCAAAUUGGACAAAUUGGAACGCAAGGAAGACUCGUUGCAGUACAAAAAGGACUCCCAAAAGAUUGUGGACGUUAGAGAAGCCAGUAAGAAGCAGGAACAAGAUGCAAAGGCUCAAAGUGGAGAAUUGGAAGUCCCAGAGCCUGUAGUUGAAACUGUAGCCCCAGAUGAUGUGGAAAACGGUGAGGAAAACGGUGAAGGUGAAGUGGGAUCUCUUGAAGCUUCAGAGAAUGCUGCUGAGCCAGUUGCUGAGCCAGUUGCUGAGCCAGUUGCUGAGCCAGUUGCUGAGCCAGCUGCUGAGCCAAUCGAUGAGCCAGCUGUCGAACCCCUCGCCGAACCCCUAGAUGAACCAAUCGUUAACGACUCAGAACUGUUGGGUGCGGAAGUACCCGAAGGUGUAGACACCGCUCCUCUUGCCAAUGCAGAAGAACCCGAGAUCUCAACACCCGAGAUCUUAUCACCCGUAGCCAAAGUAUCCUCAACGUCAGCCAAAUCUGAAAUUGCCCCCGCAGAGGUGGAAAACGACACGACUGAAAAGGACUCCACAACUACGGGUUUAACCAAGCCAAAGGAUCUGAAAGAAGCGCCUCGUGUGCCCUUUGCAACCGGAAUUUUUGCACUGUGGACCAGAUCUGAUAAACGGGGCCAACCCGUAGCUUCGCCCAAUGAUCCCGAAUUCAUUGUCAGAUUCGACAAAGGUUACAUGUCAAAAGCUUUGUACGACACCUUGGAGUACGAAGAAGCGGUUCACAAGCAAGAAAUGGCGGAUUUCACAAAGGAGAGUGAUGCCAAAUACGAUGCCAAGGCCCAAGAAUACGAAACCAAUCUAACCUCUUUGAGAUCCCAGAUUGCAGAACUCGAAGCCGAAAUGGACCAGAUUAGAAAGGACACAACUGAAAAGCUUAGAGUUAGUGAUACUGUUUUAACGACAAAGAUGAUUGAAUCGAAUUCUGAACAUAGCAAAGAAAAGAACCAAAUUUUCAAAGAAACGGAAAAUAUCAAAGCAUCCAAAGUUGAAGAAAAACAGACGGUUGAAGACAAUCAAGAGGAAAGAAAGCAAGAAAUCGCGGAAUUGGAAAAGGAAAAAGCCGAGUUUGACGCCGAAUUUCAAGUUCACCAAACACGUGUGGACGAACUCACGUCUCAGUUGGAUGUUAAGUUGGCUGCUAUUCAAGAAUUGACGGCCAAACAGGAGGAAGAACAAAAUUCCAUUAAUGUGUUGACGGAACGCAAGGAAGCAUUGAUCGCCGAGGCCCAAGAACACGAUGACCAACAUGUGUCGAAUGUUGCGGUUUUGAGCAGCAUCGAAAACAAGGAAUACUUGCCCCAGCUCAACGCAAUCGAUGCCAAGAUCUCCGACCAUUUGUCGUCCUUGACUGUCAUUAAGCAAGAAACAGCAAACCAGGAAGCAGAAUUCGCGGUUGUUGCCAAACGCUUAGAAGAAGAAAAUGAAGAGCGCAAAGAAAAACUAAGACAGGAAGAAGAGGCGCGCAAACGCGCUGAAGAGGAACGCUUGCAAAAGCAACGCGACGAACAUGAUCAAAAAGUGUUACUAUUGCAACAAGAACAUCAGCGCCAAUUGGAGGAAGCCAACCAGCAAGCCCUAGACGUUCAACAAGAACACCAACGUCAAUUGGAAGAGGCCAAUGUUGAGGCGACUCGUUUGGAGCAAAGCUUGCAGGAUCAGCGCGAACAAAGCGAAAAGCACGAAAGAGAGAAUGUAAGACUUCGUGGCGAGCAGGCUAUUCAGGAGCAAGAGAAGACACUUCUCGCUGAUAAGGCUCUAGAAGAGGAAAUGAAAGCCAAGUCUCACAGCAGGGCGCAAGCAUUGGAUGCUGCGGAGAUCGUUCAUCAGAGAAACUUAGAAGCCAAUGCUGAAAAUAACAAGGCUUCUUCUGCAAACAAGUCUGCGUCGGAUGUCUUGCGCAAUCCAGCGAACAACGGCACCAAAGACAGCUCACUGUUUGAAUACUUCACCGAAAAGGAAGUCGCCUAUGUCAGCCCUCAUCAGAGUCACGCUUGA
Messenger RNA from Lachancea lanzarotensis, 2376 nucleotides. RefSeq names its product LALA0S01e07822g1_1. Bases 1 to 2376 code for a protein of 791 amino acids. The record is from RefSeq and is a predicted model, not a curated record. The transcript has a single exon. Lineage: Eukaryota; Fungi; Ascomycota; Saccharomycetes; Saccharomycetales; Saccharomycetaceae.